AUGUUGGUUUUGGAACAUAAAUCAAUGCUAAACGUGGAAUAAUUUAAAUUAUUUUCCUGUACAGUAAUAAUUUAAAUUCCUUGUUUUGAAUGGGCAAAAGGAAUCCGGAGUAUGAGUUUAUGAUGUUUUUAUUACAUUGUGUCUGCAUUCUUGAAGUGGCACUAGUCUGAAACCGACAAUCGACAUAUCUGUUUGUAUGAAACAUAAAAGUGAUUUUGUGAAUCUCAUGCUUCGUGCCUUUCUAGUAGCUUAUUUACUGUUUGCACUGCAUAGUUGUGUAUAAUUUUCACUAUUGCCUCGGACAGGUUCUUAUCCGAAUUCUGCACAAUUCUAUGUUGGCACAAUAGCACAAAAUGUUAAUGAACUAGCUAUCUCCAAGAGUGGAUGUAGUGCGACAGAUAUUGGUUGUCGCAAUGCAUUUACGAGUAGUAAUAGUGAUUUAUGUCGCAUGGUUUGUGUAUGUUCUAAAAUGCACCGAUUCUGUCAACAGCCCGUCGUCUGACCCAGCCAUCUAUGGAGCAGCUCUAAGUUUCAGUAACCCCCCACCUCCGUUAGGAGCGGGGCAGGACCCAGCCACCCAGACCUGUGGCUUAGCCCCUCCGUUCUGCACCAAGUCUCGUUAUAGAGCCAUUGAUGGUUCUUGCAACAACCUCGAGAGACCAGCCUGGGGUAUGCCGCAGACGCCGUACGGUCGAUUGGCCCAUUACAAUUAUGCUGAUGGUGUAAACGCGUUCCCUCGCUCCAGAUCUGGUCGUCCACUUCCGAACGUUAGAGAGAUCAGUCUCCGUCUCUUCCCCGACAAGCAACUGAUUGACCCCGUAUGGACCCUCAUGACACAACAGUGGGGGCAGAUUAUCACCCACGAUAUGUCUCUUACUGCUGGAGUGGUGCAGUCACCAUUCGCUACAGAAGCCGAGAAUAAGGAGCUGGUCACAUGCUGUGAUGACAACGGCCGCCUAACCCCUGAUGUGACCACCAACCCCGUGUGCGCGCCCCUGCUCAUCCCCCCCAAUGACCCGGUGCACGGGCCGCAAGGAACUCAAUGUAUGAACUUCGUGAGGACUGGCACUACCAGGGAUAGAGGAUGUACUUCACCUAAUGCUCCGGCUGAACCUAUUACAACAGUCACAGCUUUCAUGGACCUGUCCCUGGUAUAUGGCAGCAGUGCUGGUCAAGCCAACCCCGUCAGAGCUUUUCAAGGAGGACGUCUGCUGACCACCGUGAGAAGUGGCCGGGAGUGGCCACCACAGGACCCCAACAUCACCAUCACCUGCGAAUCAGCGCAGUCACCAAAUGAACCUUGUUACCUGACUGGUGAUAUCCGUGUGAACCAAAACCCUCAGCUCACGGUCCUUCAAGUGAUUUUACUACGUGAACACAACCGCAUUGCUGACACUCUUGCGCAUCUCAACCCUCAUUGGAACGAUGAGACUCUCUACCAAGAAGCGAGACGUAUUCACAUCGCGGAAAUUCAACACAUCAAUUACUAUGAAUAUCUACCCAUUCUGUUGGGUCAUGAAAACAUGAUGAAGAAUAAACUGAUCUACCCGGGGGCUCAUGGCUACAUCAACGAUUACAACCCUGGAGUAGACCCUUCAGUCCUUGAUGAGCAUGCUACCGCUGCCUUCAGACAUUUCCACACAUUAAUCAGAGGUUACUUGAAAUUAAUUUCGGAGAACCGUCAAGUGGUCGGAACUGUACGUAUGAGUGAUUGGUUCAACAGGCCUCUUCUUCUGGAACUCGACAACGCCUUUGAUCAUUUGGCAAGAGGCCUCGCAACUCAGGAGCAAGACUUUAGCGAUCAGUUCUGGGACUCCGAAAUGACCCAAUUCCUUUUCAAACGAAACAAUACCUUUGGAGGUGACUUGCGUGCUACGGACAUCCAACGAGGUCGUGACCAUGGAUUGGGGUCUUAUUCAGCGACGAGAGCUGCUUGCGGCCUGUCUGUGCCUAAGUCUUUCCAUGACAUGUUGGACUUCAUCUCCGAAGAGAAUGUCGCAGUUCUUCAAGCUCUAUAUGAAACCCCUCAAGAUGUGGAACUGGUAGUAGCUGGUUCUUUGGAACGCAACGUGCCCGGAGCUCAAGCUGGACCGACGUACUUAUGCAUCUUGACUGAGCAGUUCUAUAGAACUCGAGUCGGUGACCGAUACUUCUACGAAAAUGGAGCCGAUCCCGACACUGCUUUUACGCCAAGUCAGCUCGAGACGAUACGCAAAGGAGCAUCUAUGUCCCGUCUACUCUGUGACAACGGUGACGGGAUCCGAGUCAUGCAGCCUCGAGGCUUCCAGCAAAUAUCGCACGGGAACAAGGUCGUCCCAUGCGAUCAGCUGCCGUUUGUCGAUCUAACGCUGUGGCAAGAUGCUAGAGGUCACUUCUAAGUUUAGGUUACAAUUAUGUAAAAUAAUGGCAGACAAAAUAAAUAAAAUAAUAAUGACAAAAUAAGACGUUACCGCUAACAUUAUUUAGGGUUAUUUUGUAAAUGACAAAAUACUCGUACAACUAGAAAAAUAAUUUGAUAAAUUAUGACUUAUUCUAUUUUCCAUCACAAAAUAUUGUCAUAACAAAGUUUUUAUUUUGUUUUUAGUUACCAGUUCCAUAACAACUUUCGAAAUAAGGUGUCAAUUCUUUGACUGAAACUACUUUAUUUAUUUUUGGUGAUUCGCGGUUUUUUUCUUAUCCAGUGUAAAAAUGGUAACAUAUUUUUUUAUUUAUUUGUACAGAUAAUGAUGCUAAGUUGUAAAUGUGUUCAUGGCCAUUUUACGAAUGUAAUGUAUAUAUUUUUGUGCUAUUCUACAAGUUAAGUACUGUUUAAUUAAAUAGAUUCAGCAUAUUUUGCUACUGUGUAAAAUAACUUUUUACGUACUUUAUUUGACAUGAAUGGUAAGCAAGAAAGUUGUGUGUUUGUAAUUAAAAGUGAAAAUAAAGUAUUUGU
Molecule: messenger RNA, 2932 nt
Organism: Helicoverpa armigera (cotton bollworm)
Lineage: Eukaryota; Metazoa; Arthropoda; Insecta; Lepidoptera; Noctuidae
Product: peroxidase
Exons: 14
Coding region: 414-2378 (654 amino acids)
Biological process (GO): response to oxidative stress
Molecular function (GO): peroxidase activity; heme binding
Source: RefSeq, a predicted model, not a curated record